Molecule: messenger RNA, 1016 nt
Organism: Effrenium voratum
Lineage: Eukaryota; Dinophyceae; Suessiales; Symbiodiniaceae
Source: the annotation of a GenBank genome assembly
GCCUCACAAGUGAGGCAGUUUUCCGCGGGCCAUUUUUCUGGCGGGCCAUAUGAACUGCACAUUGACCUUCAGUCUUUGUGCAGCCAGCUCGGCGGCCGGCAUCUCCUCGUGGCUCUUGUUCGUCAUGCUACCCCACUAUUUGUUCGCCAUUGUGAUGGUCAUGACUCUGAUGACGUCCUUCGCGGGAUUGUACAUCCCUUUCCGGUGUACCAGGCAGAGAUUUUGGCUCAUCAUGCCAACGACGAACCUCAUUUGGUCCACUCUGCUCUCCAUGCUGGUGAAUGGCAUCAUCAUUUUCAUCGACCAGUCCUUUGAAGAGCAGGUCUAUGACAUGGCAGAAAUCCUGGACCACUUGGUGCGCAUUGUGGUUGCGAUGGCUGGCUUAGCUAUGGGCAUCAGCAUGCAGUUCUUCCUCGUCCACUACUUGUACAUCCACGAGGCUGCUGAGCUGAGGAGAUGGAAGCGUUUAGUCUGGCGCAAGGUCGUGGGUGCUCCAUCCGCACAGCUCGUGCUUUGUGAUGACCUGGCCGUGUGUCCCGGGGAGUGCGCGAUUUGCCUGGAGGAGCUGGUGGACCUGCCGGACGAAUUGGCAGUGAGCCCGAAGGCAGGCUCAAAGGUGGCCAUUGCGGGCCUGCUACAGCUUCCCUGCGGCCACACGUUCCAUGGCCAUUGCGCUGAGCGGUGGAUGUCACGAGAGGUGACCUGUCCCAUGUGCAGAAAGCCCAUUGGUGGCAUGCAGCACUGCCAUCGGAUUUGUCUCAGAGAGCCUCGAGGCGAGCGCACUCCAAGCACUCCAUCGGACAUGACCUUGGAGGAGGACAGCGUUUCGCGGGAAGACCGGCUGAAUCCCCUUGAGCAAGUUGUGGGUCGCUGUCUCGAUGCCCAAGCUCAGGAGAUAGCCUCCCCGACUCAAAGAGUGGAGGUCUAGAGCGGAAACUGUGAGCAACGGGGAGCCGCAUGAGCGCAAAACUGUCAACCUGACUUGGGUAUGGGUCAAAAAUCAAACCACCAGGGGA